Molecule: messenger RNA, 1076 nt
Organism: Ilyonectria robusta
Lineage: Eukaryota; Fungi; Ascomycota; Sordariomycetes; Hypocreales; Nectriaceae
Exons: 1
Coding region: 93-914 (273 amino acids)
Source: RefSeq, a predicted model, not a curated record
AAUUAGUGAGUUAGGCGCUGUAUUUAGACUGUUUUACGACUGGUUCUUGAGGUGCAAGUUGGCUCGGAUUCCUUCACUAUUCGCUCGACAGCAUGUCUGACAACCACGAUUCACCAACAUCCGCAUCCGCAUCCGACUGCUCUGCAAUCAGCGAACCGCCACGAUGCGACCCUGAGAAGAUCAGAGAAGCAUUUAUCGACUUCUACAAAUUUCUCACCACCCUGCAUUACAAUGAGGCCGAUCUGAAGAUCCCACCCCCUGGAGGAUGGCCAUGCUUGACUCCAGAACUCUACGCGGACUACAAGCCCGACGAGACAAUCCAGGUCCUCCGUAACCUGCCCUACUUUGACGGACCAAGCCGGAUGGAAUUCCACUAUCGAUCACGGUUACUUGACUACACCACCUUUACACGACAGGACUUUGAGGGGGCAACCGAGCUUUACGAGUAUGACGAUGUGUACUGGGGGUUUGAGGGGGAAAUCGACCCGCGCCAUGUUUUCUGUAUUGCCGAGGGCUCUGAAACUGGUGGCCGCCACAUCUUCCUGAAUGCCAGAGACGGCGAGAUCAUCCAAGACAGUAUCGGUGUGAAUACAGAGAGUUAUCCUGUUGAGGUAUACUUCGAGACACUCAAGGAGCAGUAUCGAAGCUUACAGCUCAUCCCCUGCCCAGGGAGGAUAACAAUGGAGGCGUUCAAGGUAGCCGAGCGAGAUGGUGUCUCUCUGGAGGAGGUCUGCAACCAGACGACAUGGUGGGGAACCGAUUUGGACGUUCAGUAUGUAAGACAGCUGUACCGCCAGCAUGGCUGGCCUGACGCCUUCCGCAAGGACGAGGCAACGAAGGCUGUUGAUGAUUUGAUGAGCGCAGUUACGAGUAGCGGAGGGACACGCAGGGAAUGGGACGGGAGAUUCAAGUGAGCUUGGCGUGCCAUACCGUUGCGUGGGUAUUGCUUGACUGGCUGGCUGCGGCGAAGACUGUGUUCAUUUACUUAUUUAGUAUACACCAUUCUAUCCACGAUCUAAGCCUAUGGAGCCCCUACCUAGUAACUCGGGCAAUCUUUCCAACUGGAAAGGAGUUAC